Molecule: messenger RNA, 839 nt
Organism: Tripterygium wilfordii
Lineage: Eukaryota; Viridiplantae; Streptophyta; Magnoliopsida; Celastrales; Celastraceae
Product: E3 ubiquitin-protein ligase Os03g0188200-like
Exons: 1
Coding region: 256-738 (160 amino acids)
Biological process (GO): protein ubiquitination
Molecular function (GO): ubiquitin protein ligase activity
Source: RefSeq, a predicted model, not a curated record
UUUAUUCCUACAGACACAGACUCAGACUCCUUUACAAAAAACAUUAAAAUAAUAGACGACUCCUUUACAAAAGAAAAAGAAAACAUUAAAGAAAGAAAAAGAGAAGGCACCACAACGACAAGCCUUCCUUCCUGGGCCUUUAUAAACACAACAAAUGCCUCCUCCAAUCUCCCCUUUCUCCUCCUCCUCCUCCUCUCUUACUUUGCUUCUUCUUCUUCUUUUUCUCUUUGGAGUUUCAGGUUUGAUUUUGCUUUAAUGGGUUUGUUUGUGGAGGAUUCCGGUGUAAUAUUAACCCAAGCAGCUUUAAUACUAGCUGUUCUGAGAUGGGUCUUGACCUGGGUUCUCAGAUUCAGAAACAGAGAUGAUAAUGAUAAGUCCCAGGAUCACCGUCCACUUAUUUCGUCACAGAUGAUCAGAGAGAGUCUUACGUUGUCAACAUUUGGUGAUAUCAAGGAGCGGGCGCCACUAAUUUCUGACACGUGUGCCGUGUGUCUGGCCCAGUUGAGUGAGCCCGAUGAGGUGAGAGAGCUGAGGAACUGCUGCCACGUGUUUCACAAGGACUGCAUUGACAGAUGGUUGGAUUAUGAUCAGGAUCAUGAUGAUCAUGAGAAUCACAAGACUUGUCCGCUCUGUAGGGCCCCUUUGUUGACGUCGUCUCAAAGUGUGGGCUGGGCCCAGUCCGAGCCUAGUUGGGCCGUGGAGAGGCUUCUAUACUUGUUUGGAGACGAUCUGCUCUAGCGAUCCAUUUAAAUAAAUUUCACAAUUCAUUGCAUGCCAUUUAGCAAUUUAUGAUGUUAUGUUAUUGAUAGUGUAAUCUAGGGCAUUUUUUGGGCUGUAAA